CCUCAGCAGCCCGGCUCUCAGCGGCGGCGUCAGCGCCGGAGGGCGGGGCGCGCUCGGGGAGGCGGCUGGAGCUGCGCCGGUGGCGGCUGGGCGCCCGCUAGCCGGCCGGGCCUCCGCCGCCCGCUAACUCGCAUCCCCGCUUCCCUCCCGCCGCGUCCCCGCGCGAAGAUGGCAGCCGACGGGCUGCAUGAGAACGAGACGCUGGCGUCGCUCAAGAGCGAGGCCGAGAGCCUCAAGGGCAAACUGGAGGAGGAGCGGGCCAAGCUGCACGACGUGGAGUUGCACCAGGUGGCCGAGCGCGUGGAGGCCCUGGGGCAGUUUGUCAUGAAGACCAGAAGGACCCUCAAAGGCCACGGGAACAAGGUUCUGUGCAUGGACUGGUGCAAGGAUAAGAGGAGGCUCGUGAGCUCCUCUCAGGAUGGGAAAGUGAUCGUGUGGGAUUCCUUCACCACUAACAAGGAGCAUGCAGUCACAAUGCCCUGCACGUGGGUGAUGGCAUGUGCCUAUGCCCCAUCGGGAUGUGCCAUUGCAUGUGGUGGUUUGGAUAAUAAAUGUUCUGUGUAUCCUCUGACAUUUGACAAAAAUGAAAACAUGGCUGCCAAAAAGAAGUCUGUUGCUAUGCACACCAACUACCUGUCAGCCUGCAGCUUCACCAAUUCUGACAUGCAGAUCCUGACAGCAAGUGGCGACGGCACGUGUGCCCUAUGGGAUGUGGAGAGCGGGCAGUUGCUGCAGAGCUUCCAUGGGCAUGGGGCUGACGUGCUCUGCCUGGACCUGGCCCCGUCGGAAACCGGGAACACCUUCGUAUCUGGGGGAUGUGACAAGAAAGCCAUGGUGUGGGACAUGCGCUCUGGACAGUGCGUGCAGGCCUUUGAAACACACGAAUCUGACAUCAAUAGUGUCCGGUACUACCCAAGUGGAGAUGCCUUUGCUUCAGGAUCAGAUGAUGCUACGUGUCGCCUCUAUGACCUCCGGGCAGACAGGGAAGUUGCCAUCUAUUCCAAAGAGAGUAUCAUCUUUGGAGCUUCCAGUGUGGACUUCUCCCUCAGUGGUCGCCUGCUGUUUGCUGGAUACAAUGAUUAUACCAUCAACGUCUGGGAUGUCCUCAAGGGGUCUCGAGUCUCCAUCUUGUUUGGUCAUGAAAACCGUGUUAGUACUCUGCGAGUUUCCCCUGAUGGGACUGCCUUUUGCUCAGGAUCAUGGGAUCAUACCCUCAGAGUCUGGGCUUAAUCACAGUGCACAUAGGCACCUGAGAAUAGAAUCUGAAAGCAUCACAUGUAAAACAUUUCCAUGUUACAAAGGAAGCAGAGAUAUGGGUAAAAUAGACAGGUUUGAUCUGUGCAUCUUGUGACGGUGGUUUGUAUCAGGAGGGCGGGACAUUUUCUAUCAUUAGAGGGAAAAGCUGAGUGCUGUUUGGGACACAAACGCUUCUCAGAGGAACCAAAACCUUUCUGUGUGGGAACAGAGGAUAGUAAACUUAUUUGAAAACCUGUUUGUGGUAUUAGAUGUAUUAGGAUUAGUAGCAUCUACUCAGGCUAAAGUGAAUCUUGUCCAUAUCAAUUAUACUCGUAUUUAUUGCAUUGCAAGUGUAAUUACAUACACAGAUUGAUAGCUCUUGAAUGAUGAUGUCUUUGCUUCACUUAUAUGGAGGAAAAAACAUAAUAUCCUGCCUUUAUUUAAAAUUCAGCAGAUCCUUCUGGACGAUACCAAGUGCUUUAGUUAUAGGAUCCCUUAUUUUCAAGUGUAGAAGCUUAUCCUUUGUUUUAGAAAACUCCUCAUUCAUGAAGACAGCAUGCAAACUUAGGGAAAUAAAAGGUCACCUCAAACCAAAAACCAUUCCUGGGUGAGGCUUGCCCUCUGGGUGGUUGGGUCUGCCAGGCCAUGUCCUUGUGGUAUCCGAGGGCUGUGCGUGCUGAGUUCCCCGGAUCCUCCGUUCCCUCUCAUGGCCCUUCUCCUGAUGGUAGUUCCAGCUUUGCAGGCCCAGCCCCAGGCUCUGCUGCUUGCAGAGGCCCUUCCAGACCUGGAGCCAUCUGAUAGGCCUAGGCCUAGUGCCCCUGUAAACCUCAGGGGGUGCACCAGGCCCACCCACAAAACUACUCAUUCAGAUAUCAAAAUGAGUCAGAAAUUCCCCAGGCCAGCUUUUCCAUAAACUCUUUUAAAAAAACAUAAUGGUUAUAUUCAAUCAUUUGCCAAGAAAACAUUUACUAAGGGUUUUACUACACAGUAGGUCCUGGAGUAGAGAGAGACAAUGUGAAAAGCCCCUACUCACCUCCCCCAAUCUGCACCCCCUCCAUCUCUGCUGCUCUACCCACCCUGAGAACAAGAGAGAAGACGGGCGGGAGCAGAGCCCAAAGGGACAGCCUUCAGCACCUUCUCCAUUCUGCACAAGGGCUCAGGGGAGUGGGCAGCAGGUCCACCCGGUUCCUGCCAACUGCUGAAGUGCUGGCCCCACAACGUGUCCUGUGAAAUCCCCAAGCUCUGCUCCCAGAAGGUUCUCCCAAGUUUGUUCCUGGGCUCCUAGUUAUGAUACUUCCUUCCCUGUCUCCCACAGACCCUUCCAUGUGUCUGCAAUCUGACCUGGGCCUCCCAGAAGUGAAGGAAGACAGGGCAAAGGAGAAGUCACUCAGGCUCAAGCAAAUUCAAGGUUAUAUAUUUGGAGAGGUGGGAGGUAUUGUCAGUAUACGUGCAAAGUAGUCCCUAACUUUACAAUCAGAAAAGUGAUUUUCAGGGCCCUAAGAAAGUAUUCCCUCCAACACUCACUCCCAUGGGCAUUAAGCCACCUCCCCUAUAAGUAUUUAAUCUCACUUGGGUGUUGUUUAGUAUUAUUAUUGAUGAAAUACUUGGUUGGGAAUAUACCAGAUUACAUGGAGAUUCAGGGAUAAACUUUAGGUAAUAAAUUGUAUUUUGCAUAUUGAAAA
Messenger RNA from Cervus elaphus (red deer), 2918 nucleotides. RefSeq names its product G protein subunit beta 5 (gene GNB5). Lineage: Eukaryota; Metazoa; Chordata; Mammalia; Artiodactyla; Cervidae. The transcript has 12 exons. Bases 169 to 1230 code for a protein of 353 amino acids. Gene Ontology annotation, cellular component: heterotrimeric G-protein complex; cytoplasm. The record is from RefSeq and is a predicted model, not a curated record. Gene Ontology annotation, biological process: G protein-coupled receptor signaling pathway; G protein-coupled dopamine receptor signaling pathway. Gene Ontology annotation, molecular function: protein binding; signaling receptor complex adaptor activity.